AUGAUUUACGAAACAACCAUAUUUCCUGGUGCUGGUAUCGGAAACAAUAUCAAGCUAGGCUUCACUUUGUAUGAAGUGAUCAUUGAGCUUAACAAACACGACUAUAAAUAUCAAGUCAUUUACUCCGAAAAAAACUACUACGAAUCACCCAUCCUUGUCCAGAUUAUUGAUUUGGACUUAAGAUUAACUUUUCAGAAUAAAAAAGAUCAAACAUUAAACUUGAUUGAGGUUCUACACUUGGGUGGGAGUAACACUGAAAAGCCCUUGCGGCUACUAUACAAAGGACAAAGUUUGAACGAAUUUGAGCUGGUUGUUCGAUCGUCAAACGACAGUGGUAGUUUUGAGCAUUCAAACUCGCUGUCCUCAUUAACCACGCUGAAUUCAAAUAGCUCCAGUGCUGAAAAUGGAACAAGACUUGUUUCAUCUGGGCCUUCAUUUCAAUUGAUUUACAACAAGAUCCUAGGACCGACGUAUCCGGGCGUGCUCAAUAAAAACACCAAGUCAUAUAUCCUUUCGUAUCCUGGGAUUGCGUUUAAGUACAAGAUCAACAAUGAAGAGUUGUACACUAAAUUGGUUGAACAGUCAAAUGAGUCAGUGUUGGACACUUUGAUCAACUGGGACCAUGCACUGGAUAUAGUGUGUGAUUCGAUUGCAAUUUUUAAGGGAAAGACUUGGAGUGAGUAUAAAGCUAAUAGCCAAAUGGUUCAAGGCUCUACUUUUAAAGUUGACUUGGACAAUGGGGUUAUUGUUGUCAAUGGCAAAAGACUGAUUAAAAUUGGCAAAUCAACACAGCAAGAUGUCAUUGAUAUCAUUGGCCCUCCCGAUGACAGAUUCAGUAAGUAUGACUCACGUUUACUCAUACACAACUACCUCAGUGGAGACAGUGUAGAAGAGGCAAAGAAGAAGGACUUUCGAAAUUGCAAGUUCCACAACUAUUACAAACUUGGUUUGGAUAUUUUGUACGACUUGAAAACCCCCGCUUUGGCGUCGGAGAAUACAUUAAACAGUGUUGUCAAUAAAGUAAUACUCCACAAUGGUGGUAUCGUUGAGGACCUUAGUUUUAUGAAAUGGAAUAGAUGUAAUUGGACAAUAGAGUCCAGUCAAUUUGACCCUAUUGAUUCAACAAUGUACUUUGCCGAUCUACCUCCAGGGUUUAAAGAUUUGACACCCGUUUUUUUGAACAGGUAUGAGUCGGAGUUCAUUGACAAUGAUUUGGAUAUCAUAGAUUUACCAAGCAUAGAUGUAAAGAAGGGUUCAGUGAAAAGUGCCAAAUUGAAGAGAUGGGGACAGUCUAAACUAUAUGGGUUGCAAAAGUGUAUUGUUGAGGUACUCAACUCUAAUGGUUGCAUCAGUAGCGUGACCAUAUAUUAA
Messenger RNA from Lodderomyces margitis, 1371 nucleotides. RefSeq lists its product as uncharacterized. The transcript has a single exon. The record is from RefSeq and is a predicted model, not a curated record. Lineage: Eukaryota; Fungi; Ascomycota; Pichiomycetes; Serinales; Debaryomycetaceae. Bases 1 to 1371 code for a protein of 456 amino acids. Gene Ontology annotation, cellular component: trans-Golgi network. Gene Ontology annotation, biological process: Golgi to plasma membrane protein transport.